Messenger RNA from Triticum aestivum (bread wheat), 2061 nucleotides. Its product is annotated as protein MIS12 homolog. Gene Ontology annotation, cellular component: MIS12/MIND type complex; nucleus; chromosome, centromeric region. Gene Ontology annotation, biological process: mitotic cell cycle; kinetochore assembly; mitotic sister chromatid segregation. The record is from RefSeq and is a predicted model, not a curated record. The coding region runs from base 701 to 1384 and encodes 227 amino acids. The transcript has 9 exons. Lineage: Eukaryota; Viridiplantae; Streptophyta; Magnoliopsida; Poales; Poaceae.
AAAAUUAAAUUAAAAAAAGGGAAGAAGGGGAAGAUAAAACUGUGGCUAAUCCCAGCCUCUCACGUCCUUAUCAUUUAUAGCCGUUCGUUUUUGUGAUCAAUUAGUUUCUAGCCGUCUGAUCUCCAUCAGCGAGAGAGAAAUUUGCUCUUUUGGCGCUCGUACAGAGGAUUCAAAUGAAAAAUGAGAAGACCCACCGAACCACCCAAGCCCAGCCCAGCCCAGCCCGCUGUCUUUCUUCCUCUACCCCCGAUUCCCUCGUCUCCCGCCGCCGCCGCCGCCCCCGCACACCGGCGACCUCGCUCCCGGGCUCGGCCCUCUCCCCACUGCAGCCGCCCUCCACCCCCACUCCCUCCUCCUCCCCUCGCCUUCUCCCCCAGAUCGAGCAGCAGGUUAGGCGGCGGCCAGAUCCGCCACGGUGCUUCAGGAUCCGCGCCGUCAUCACGCGAGGGAGGUCGGCUGCUUCUCCCCAGUCGCUCGCGCGCCAGGAGGGAGCUCGCUGCGGCUCGGCCGCUCCGACCCUAGCGUCAACGCCAUGGAGCUCGUCAACAAGGAGAACUUACCCCUGGAGGAGGGAUUCGGGAGCCUGAGAUAAAUCUUCGGGCCCAACAAGCAGGCUCCAGGAGGAGGAGGGUUGAGGCGUGGAUCGAUGUAGGUAGCUAUGCUGAUCGCCAGGCCUGCACAUGUAUACGGCCAGUGAGGUAUGGAAGGGGACGACGAGACCUCGGCGGUGGAGGCAGUGCUGGGGCUGAGCCCUCAGAUCUUCAUCAACGAGGUCCUCAACAUGGUUGACGACAUCCGCUUCCAGGCCUUCGAGUACUGCCUCCAGGAAGGUGCCCCUGCGGCCGUCAGCACCGCCACGGCGACCAAUCAGGCUGAGGAGCUAAAACGGGGAGUAAAUGCAAUUUGCAACUUGGUAACGGAUGUAUUGAACAAAAGAAUGAGCAAUUGGGAGAUGUAUUGCCUUCGGAAAUGUUUAACUGUACCUGAAGGAUUUGUGGCACCUGAAGAUGAUAAUUCUUCUGCAACGGUGUUGCAUAAAGAUGGGAAUUCUGAUUCGGAACUGGAUGCAGAACUUAAUUUUUUGAGAAAAAAACUGGCAGACGCUAACACGGAAUCUGAAGAACUUAGAAGAGAAAGUACUUCCUUGGAAAGGCAAGCUACAUACAAAAGUAACCUUAAUUCCUCUAUAACUGAAGUACUGAAGUUGUAUGAAGACAAAUCUGUUAAGGAGAAUAUUCAAGGUAUUGUGAAGGCAAUACCGAAGUUGCACCAGAAAAUGAAGGUUAUGAGAAGGAAAAAGGUUGAGGUUGAGGCCAUGGUGGGUCAAAAUGUUUGGAACGUCGAUUGUCUUAGAGACCAGAAGCGUUUAGCACUGGGUAGGUAAGGGUGGGUUCCACCGAGGACAUUCAAGAGGUGAACACGGCCGUGAAAGGCUUGCGGAAGGAGUAACUUGUGUUGUGGGUGUUUGCAAUAUGAGGAUGUCGACCACUCCUUGCACUGCCAGGUCCGCUGUAAUCUUUGUCAAGCUACCCUCUCGCUAGCUACCUGAACUGCAGUUUUAUCAGAAGACCUGCAUGUACAUGUAUGCAUACAUGAUCAGCAGAGUCAUAAAUAUAGGCAAUACUUGUUUGAUAGCAAGACUGUCUUGUUAUAGGUGCAUCAAUGAAAAAUAGAGCAUAUACUAAGGGAGGGGCCCCGGCGUAUUCUAACUUGUAUAAUCAGCAGAAGCUACAACUGCAACCAAUUGACCCAGCAGGAGUUGAGCACACGAAGGCCAAGCUUGCGUCCAGCUCUUUCUUCAGCAACAGACCGCUUGUUCCUCUAUAACUUCAACUGGGUAAUACCAUGGUGCUUGCGCUUACCAUCGACAAUACCCUUGGGGACUGGCUUCUUCCUGCCACAGAUACGGCAGGCCUCCAGAAUUCUGCAAGACCACUAUAGGGUUACUAACACUGUUGAACACAGACCUUUUGUUGUAAAAAACAAUAAUUCCAAUGCUCAUUUGAGCUGGGCUUUCUUCGUGGUUCAACCAUUGUGGCGUUUUGCGCUGCUGCAGAUUCA